Molecule: messenger RNA, 3016 nt
Organism: Daucus carota subsp. sativus
Lineage: Eukaryota; Viridiplantae; Streptophyta; Magnoliopsida; Apiales; Apiaceae
Product: auxin response factor 4
Exons: 12
Coding region: 433-2736 (767 amino acids)
Biological process (GO): response to hormone; regulation of DNA-templated transcription
Cellular component (GO): nucleus
Molecular function (GO): DNA binding; protein binding
Source: RefSeq, a predicted model, not a curated record
AUACUCAUAUAUCUCCAUCUCUCUUGUACAUUUUUCAUGAGUCCAAAAAGCCACUGCCCAUUGUCUUUUCUUUCACUAUCUCCUCUUCAAUAAAUACCAUGUACAUUUCUUAGAACUCUCUUGUUUAUGCUCUCACUUGUGCAAAUGGGUUAGCAAAGAUUCAUACUUUAAGCCUCUCUCUUUUUAUUCACUCAUCUUUUUGGCCUUCUGGGCUUCUUUCCAAACAUGACUUUUUCUUCUUGAAUUCACUACCCUUCUUUUUAUUCACUGUACCCAUGUCAUCAUGUUUGAAUACAUGUAAGUCUUGUGCCAAGAAUUGACUUUAUUCUUGAUAAAAAUCCAAUCUUUCUGCAUUUGCUUCUUUUUGUGCAUCACUUGUUUGAUAUUCCAUCUGGGUGAAAAAAAACACACACAAAAAACAAGUGUGUGUUUAUGGACAUUGAUUUGAACCAUGUUGUGAGUGAGGUGGAGGAGGCUGCAGUUUGCUGUUUGUCCUCUUUAACUUCUUUAAGCUCUUCUACUAUUUCAACUACAAUGACUGAUGGUGGUGCUGCUGCUGCUCCAAUGUUCAUGGAGCUUUGGCAUGCUUGUGCUGGCCCUUUGAUCACACUUCCCAAGAGAGGAGAUUUAGUUGUUUAUUUCCCACAAGGCCAUUUGGAACAAGCUGCCUCUGACUUGAGUUUCCCACACAUUGAAGCUUCUAACUUUGGCCUCAGCCCUCAGAUUUUUUGCAAGAUUAUGGAUGUUCAGCUACUGGCAAAUAAAGAUAAUGAUGAGGUCUACACACAGCUAACUCUCCUUCAGGUUCCAGAACCAGAGUUUCCGGCAACAAAUUCAGACGAAAAGCAAAAUGAAUACCUUGGGUUGGACAAUGAGGAGCGUGGUGCUACACCCACAAAAACAACCCCUCACAUGUUCUGCAAGACCUUGACUGCAUCUGAUACCAGCACCCAUGGAGGAUUUUCUGUUCCGCGUAGAGCUGCUGAAGACUGUUUUGCACCUCUGGAUUACACACAACAGAGGCCCUCUCAGGAGCUUGUUGCCAAGGAUUUGCAUGGAGUGGAGUGGAGGUUCCGUCACAUUUACAGAGGUCAGCCAAGGCGACAUCUGCUAACAACUGGGUGGACUAAUUUUGUAAGCCAGAAGAAUCUUGUUUCUGGAGAUGCAGUCCUCUUUCUAAGGGGUGAAAAUGGAGAGCUACGAUUGGGAAUCAGAAGGACUGUACGACCUAGAAACGAGCUUCCAGACUCAGUUCUUGGAAACCAGAAAUCUUAUCACACUGUUCUUUCCUCAGUAGCUAAUGCUAUAUCCACUAAUAGCCCCUUUCACGUUUUCUACAACCCAAGGGCUAGUCAUGCUAAAUUUGUGGUGAGCUAUCAGGAUUAUGUUAAAAGCAUCGCGAGUCAAAUUCCCAUAGGUGCAAGAUUUAAGAAAAAGUUUGUUAAGGAUGAUUCCUCAGAAAGAAGGUUCGGGGGUGUGGUUUAUGGUAUUCAGGAUCUAGAUCCAUACAAAUGGCCCAACUCAAAGUGGAGAUGCUUACUGGUCAGGUGGGAUGAGAAGGGUACAACUGGUUGUCAAAAUCGGGUGUCUCCAUGGGAGGUAGAUCUUUAUGUUUCACCCCCAUCCCUGAGCAUUCCGUCCUCUCCAGGGCUGAAGAAUUAUCGGAGCCAGGCAACUCCACAAGCGAACAUUAUUUCUGCAAGGAAUGGGUUCCUAGACUUUGAGGGAUCUUCAAUAUCCUCUAAGGUCUUGCAAGGUCAAGAAAUAGGUUUAGUAUCACCUUUUAAUGGAUGUGAUAAACUAAACUACCCACAUGAUAUUGAGAUGCAAUCCAUAAUGCAUCAAAGUAUUGCAUCACAUUGGAUGGGAAACACAGAUUCACAUGAAUUUGCAAGGGCUCAGCCAUCCAGUACUUACACAGGCUUUUUGGGAUCCAAUAAAAUUCCAACGGUCUUGCAAGGUCAAGAAAUUUGCUCAUUGAAAUUCCUGUCUGGAAAAUCUAAUGUCAAGCUUAGUGCUUGGGGUAAAGCAAUUGGUUAUGAUGUCCUCGACAUGCAUCAAAGAUCAAAAACCAAUUUCUACCCACUAGCUUCAGAAGGUACUCGAAACAUUUAUUUUCCUCAUAAUGAUGCCCAUAAAGCUGUUGACAAUUAUAACAUGGGCGCAUAUACCAACUAUGCAAAUGAAAAUGUUCUAUUGAACCCUUAUUGCCAUCAAACUGGGGUCACCAACCAUGAAGCUGAAAAGUUAAAUUCAUCAAAGGAACCUCGGUCAGAGUGUAUCAUAUCUUCAUCUCCCAAAUAUAAGGCGAACUCUAAAAUCGAGAAAGAUGGCAGCUUACAAAGCACGGUGACAGAUUGCAAACUAUUCGGUUUCUCCUUGACCGGAGAAACAUCAACUGCAAACUCCCAAUUUUCAUGCAAGAGGAUUUGCACGAAGGUCCAUAAAGAAGGAAACUUGGUUGGAAGAUCCAUUGAUCUCUCAAAGCUGAAUGGUUAUAAUGACCUACUCAUUGAACUAGAAUCGCUCUUUAGCAUGGAAGGCCUCUUAACAGAUCCUUCAAAAGGAUGGUGUGUUCUGUCCAGUGAUAAUGAGAACGGCAUAAUGGCUGUUGGUGAUGAUCCUUGGAACAAUUUCUGUGAAAUGGUAUCCAAGAUACAUAUAUACACCCAAGAAGAAGUGGCGAAAAUGAUGGGUGGGAUGAUCAGUGACGACACUCCGGAAGCACUACAGUAAUGGAUGCUAUAGUAUUCCUCGGUUAGGCAGCAAUUUUUUCUGCAGUUCAAUAAUCUUCACAGGCCAGCCAGACUAAUUACUUCCUCUACACUAAUCCAGUGUUAGAGUGUAGUAAGCUUGAUGAGAAUUUCAAAUUAUCAGUCUUGUUAAUUUAGCCACAGACCCAAAUCUUAUGCAAUAUGUUUAAUGUCUGUAUUUGAAUUUGAAGGUGCAGUUUAUUCAAAAGUGUGCUGUGUAACAUGUACUACGAUGCAUUAACCUAUGAAUAGUUCCUUUAUUA